ACUGAGGUGAACAUCUUAUCUUAAAGAAAUAAAAAGGAGUAUGUGUAGCUAGUUUCUUGACAUAUGGUAACCUUUUCAUUCCGGUUAAAAAAUGCUCAUUAUGAUUAACAAAAAUUUUUUGUUAUCCACUUGGUGAAAGUGGAUUUAAAGUUGAGUCGUUGAUAAGUUUACAAUGAAAAAUAAAAUAAACUGAAUAUUAAGUGUUGAUGGCAAAUAAUAUUGGUAAAUCACAACAAAAGAAGAACUUCUAUAAUUCUUAUUUUACGAAAAACAUAAAACAAUCAGUGAAGUUAAAUUUCUCAAAAAUAAUUUGAAAAUUAACUUCGUUUUACUUAAAUUAACAUAAUUAAAUUUCAAUUAAGGAAUAAAAACAAAAGUGUACACAAUUAAAAAUUCUAUGUUUAUGAAUGAAACAUAUCAAAAAACGAUCGCAGAACACAAGUUAGAAUUAAAAGGAGAAUUGUAGCUCACAACUAAAUAAUGUGUUCUGCUAUUAGCAUUGCCCUCUUAUAUUGGUUUAUUUUCUAUACCGCUAAUUUACCUCAGUGUUGUGGGCACGGACGACUGAUUGAACCGCCUAGUAGAGCGACAGCAUGGCGAUACGGAUUUCAGACGCCACCUAAUUACAAUGAUCACGAAUUAUAUUGCGGUGGAUUUACACGUCAAUGGAAGCAAAACAAUGGCAAAUGCGGUGAGUGCGGGGACGCAUGGGAUUUACCUAAGCCAAGACCACAUGAGUCCGGUGGUUUUUGGGGAAAAGGAGUAAUCGUAAGGAAAUACUCAUCAGAAUCUGUUAUGCUUAUUCGUGUUGAACUCACAGCUAGUCACAUGGGAUAUUUUGAGUUUCGCAUUUGCUCACAACCAUAUGAGCAGCAGGAGUGUUUCGAUCAACAUUUAUUGAAAGUAGAGUCAGGAUUUCCGAGUCAAUCAAUAUCAACUGAUCUUGAAACUAGAUUUUAUCCGAGAAAUGGCAGUUUAAUAUAUAAUGUUAAAGUCCAACUUCCUAAAGGUUUGAACUGUAAUCAUUGUGUGUUGCAAUGGCGUUAUAUAGCUGGCAAUAACUGGGGUAUUUGUCCGGAUGGAAAUGGAGCUGUAGGCUGUGGACCACAAGAAGAGUUUCGCGCCUGCUCUGACAUCGUUAUAAAUGAUCCCGAAUACAAACCGGAUUCUCCGUCCAAACCAAGGGCAACAGAAAGUCCAAAACACGGACAGACACCAACCAAAGAACAUUUCGAUGAAUUUAAUUUUAUCAAAUUGAUGAUUUCAUUAAUUUUGCUAGUAAUUUUGUUUAUAACAGUAGGCGUUGGGUUUUUGUUUAGAGCGAAAAUUACACGUUAUGUCAAAACCAAUUUGUAUACCAGACUACGGAAAGCCCACCCGUUCUCAUUAAGUAAUAUUGCGUCUAAGCCGGAACCAUCUUUAAGGACUAUCUCGUCUUCUAUGGAAGGUAAAACUUCAAAUUCUGCUGAAAUUAAGUCUAGUUUGACGGCACCAAUACCGCCACCAAGAUCAAAAAGGAACCUUCAUGUUGAGAAUAAUCACUCAUUUACUCAAUCUUCAAAUUUAGAAAUAUAAAAAUUAAAUAAAGUAUAUAAUUUAUAAAAUAAAGUUAAAAGAUAUAUAAUCAAAAUAUUAAAUUUUCAAUUAUGACAAAUUUUUAAGUUUAUUAUGUGAUGGUGAAAUCAAAUAUAUUUGCUCAUCAUAAAAGAAUACACCGCAAAAUUUAGUAUUUAAAGAUAUGUGAUUUGUUUAUUUUAAUUUUUUGGGAUCUUAAUGAUAUCAGAAUAAGUUAAAAACUGGCAACAUUUCAUGCCUUAAAAAAAAGUUUUAGUCAUAGCCUUAUGACUUAAAACUAAAUCAAUUCAACAAAGAAAUAAAAAAAACUUAUAUGUAUAACAUGAACAGAAGUUUAUUGAAAUUAUUGUAGUAAAUAGUAUUGUAACAUCGGUCCAGGGAAAAUAUUUGCUUGGCGUUGUUUAUAAUUCUAUGUAAUUAAGGCUUAAUUAAAUAUAUACUGUUUAAGAAUUCCUUACAUAUUUUCAAUUGUCUUGCGAAAAGAAGUGCAAGGGUGAUCGUUUACCUCCAAGAGAAGUAGAUUGGAAAUUUAAUUAUUGUGAGAACUGAUUUUUUAAAGCAUUUUAUAUUAGUUUGAAAUUACUGUAAGAACCGAUUUUACCCAAUAAAUAUUUAUUACAUACCGUUUAACAUAUCAUUAAUUAAUUUAUUUCAUUUAUAUACAUACGUAUAUAUGUAUAUAUACGAGUACAUGUGCAUAAAGGUGUUUGUCAUUAUAAAAAUAAAUCCAACAUAAAAAUGACUUUUUAAUAUUAGGAUAUUCGAAAAUAUGUAUUUUACAAUAUCAAUUUGGAAUAAAUUUAAUGUACAUAAAUGUAUUAAAGAAAUUCCUUAAUUUUUCAAUAUAUGCUUUUAGUAAUCUGUACCUCGCGUGGUAUAAGGGUUACUCUAUUGCUUGAUUCGGUACUGUCGGAACAU
This is a messenger RNA of Bactrocera dorsalis (oriental fruit fly), 2493 nucleotides long. RefSeq lists its product as uncharacterized. NCBI's taxonomy places the organism in Eukaryota, Metazoa, Arthropoda, Insecta, Diptera, Tephritidae. The record is from RefSeq and is a predicted model, not a curated record. The transcript is spliced from 4 exons. The coding region runs from base 481 to 1575 and encodes 364 amino acids.